Messenger RNA from Paramecium primaurelia, 8540 nucleotides. Lineage: Eukaryota; Ciliophora; Oligohymenophorea; Peniculida; Parameciidae. The record is from the annotation of a GenBank genome assembly.
AUGAAUUAGCAUAAUAAAAACAUAUAAAUUAAUUUAUUAUACUCGAUAGUAACAGAUCAAGCGUAAGAGUUUGUGUUGGAUAAAAUAAACUUUCAUUUUAAAAAUAUUCAGCAGUUAUCAAUUGAUUCAUUCGAUGAAAAAAUACUAAAUAUAAAAGGCUUAUUUGGGUGUUAAAAGGACAUAGAAAAGGAAAUAAAAACCGAAAUUCAUUAAGAAAUUGAUAUGACGAAUUUUUUGAAAGAAUCAGAAAAAGGAAAUUUGAUUCUAAUUUAAUACUAAGACUUAAGGCUAUUUUGUUUGAUUUUACCAAUUAAGUUUUUUUUGUCAAAACCAAUUUAAGAAAAAUCUAUAGAAAUUGUGCUUUUUAGAAUACUACAUGAUUUUACUGAUAACAUAAAAUUAUGUUUGGAUGAUUAAAUAUUUAGUGAUUGGUACUCAGGGGAUAUAGUACCUUUUAGUGCUAGAAUAUUAGAAAGAUAAGAUUAUGAUUUUCGCGAAGAUGUUAAUCUUUAGGUACAAAAUUAUCAAUGUCAGUUUCAUAAUAUACCUCAAGAUAUAUCAAAACACCACAUUAUUACAUCUAAUUCAUUUUAACCAUACAUCAUUCUCUUAAAACAAAAAGAAAUGAUGAAUUAAGAAGAAUUUCAUUAAAAUUUGACAAAAUAUGUUACAUUUACUGAGUCCUUAAUGAUGUAAAUAUUAGUUAAUCAAAAUAAUUAAAUAAUUUGGUUAUUAGACUUAUUUUAGAAAGAGCAUUAAACUUAAAAACUGAGAGAGAUAUUAAACGGAGUAUCUACCUAAUUAAACAUUAAGAUAACUGAAGAAAGAAAAAAAUUAAUUUAAGAUCUUAGUAAGAAAUUAAAAUCAUUUUUCAACUUUUCAAAGAAUGACCAUUAUUAACAUUAAGCAGAAAAAAUUUUGAUAAAUGCCUUCUCCAAAUUAAAAUUUCAAUCUCAUUAAUUUGAAUUUGAAUGUGAGAAAGAUGAUCAUAAAAAACUAAUUUAUCAAGCCUUGACGUAGAUUUUAGUAGCCCUAAAAGAUAUUCAGGAAAAGUUUAGAAGUAAGUUGAAAUAAAUUUUUUAAGAAUUAACUCAAUAAACAACAUAUUUUGUUGAGAGAGUAAUUUUUAAAAUCUAUCGAUAAAAUGAAAAUCAAGCAGAUGCAAUAUUAUCUAUUUGGCCGCAUUUAGAUGAAGACCAAAAAUUUCAAUUAGACACAUCUAUUUUCAAAUCCCAAACAUAAAAACUUGAAAUAAAAGAAGUAUUUUCCACUAAACAAAAAGGAACUAUAGUAGUAGUUUAAACAGAAAUAGAGGCUUAUAUUUUAUUUUAAUAAUUUUAAUCGCCCUCCUUUAAAAUAAUUAGAAACUUACAUCCCGAUCAUAUCAAAUAGGCGAUUUAUUAUUAUGACCAUAAUCUUGGUUAUUUAUAUAUAUUUAAUUAUAAAGUUUCUUCAGUUUAGUAAAUAAUUAUAUCAUAAACUGGAGCAAUUUAAGUGGAUUAAUAGUUUUGCUUUUAAUAAGAUUAGCAGAAUCAAAAUUUUCUAAUAUAAUAAGUCGCAUAUAUUAGUGUUUAAAAAAAAUUUCUUGUGUUAUCAGAUAAAAAUAAAAUAUUAGCUCUGUUUGAUAAAUAACAAUAAUUCAUUAGUUUUAAAUGCUUAGAAGAAAUCAAAGUUGAGCAAAGGAAGGAACUAAAAGAAGCAGACUUUAUUCCAAGUAUAGAAUCAAAACAUUCAUACAACUAAUUAUUAUCAUGCCCAAGUGGGAAAUAUUUUUACCUUGCUAACCAUCAUUGUUGUGACAGAUAUGAUUAUAUGGGAAAAAGAGUUGAAUGCAUAAAAAUAAGAGGUCAAAUAAAAAUUUUUUCAGAUUCCUCAGAUGUUAUAAUUUUGCAUGAGUGUAAUAACUUAACAGAAUCAAAAAGAAUUACUAUUAUUUAAAACUUGAUUUAAUAGAAAAAGUUUAAUAAAUAACAGAAUAAUGAAUAGAUUAUUAUAGGGAAUCCAGCUUUAGAUAUAGUAAAAGGUUCUUUUGUUAAAUUCGGGCCAAAUUCUUAAUUUUUAUCAAAACAUAAAUCCAAAAAUAUUUAGUUAAAUGUUGAAUCUCAUCAUUACAACAAAAUAGAAAAAUAUUACAAUAACAUGAAUUUAAACAACGUGUUUUUGAGCUCUCAAUAGACCUAAUUUUCGAAAUGCGAUAGUAAUCAAAUCAAGAACAUAAUAUAUUCAAGAGUUCCCCAACAAUUCUGCACCAUUGAAAAUGGAACUUUGAUACCUUUAAAUGAUGGAUUUAGGUAAUAAUCAAUGAUUUAAAAUGGUAUAAAAGUUGAUUAAAAGGUUAAAUAAUUGCAUCUUGGAUUUCUGGAAGACUAUCUUUCUUGCGAGGAAUAAAAAAUAUUUGUAGUGGGGAUUAUAGGUAAAUAGUCAUCUGGGAAAAGUUAUUUAUUAAACAGAAUUUUUGGAACAAGAUUUUCUGUUUCAUCAGCUAGAUGUACCGAUGGAGUUUGGGGAACAAUGGCUUAUGUGGAAGAUCAGAAAUUUUUAAUAUUAGAUUGUGAAGGAUUAUUUAAUGGAGCUAGAACUGAAAAAGAAGAAAUUAAAAUGCUUGCAUUUCUUACAGCUAUUAGUGAUAUAACAAUAUUAAAUUCUGAUUCAACUUUUAGUCGUUACUAGAAUGAACUAUUCAAUAAUUUAGUUGAAGCAUCUAAAUAAUUAAAUGACGAAAAGCUAUUUAAAGGAUUUUUGUACAUUGUUAUUAGAGAUGUCAGUACUUCUGAUAAUCUAGGUUUAGAACAAGAAUUAUUAAAAAACCUAGACAGAUUAAAAACAGCUGAUUAAGAGGAGAUUGUUUUUUUGAAUAAAUUAUUCAAUAACAAGCUUUCUGUAGAAAAAAUGGUUAAUAAUGAAAACACAUUAUUUGAUUAGCAAGUCAAAAAAGUGAGAGACUACAUCAUAAAUUAAUCUUUAGACAGUAAUCGCUGGAAAAAUGGAAAAGAACUAAUAGCCAUAGUUAAAAUUGUUCUAUGCCAACUUGAGCUAUCUGAUACAUCAAAUGCGAGCUUAAUAAAUCUCUAAAUCAGAAUAGAAUAAAUUUAUUUUGAAAGUUAAAUUCUAUGGUAUUAAUUUUCUUAAAAUUUACCUUCUAAUGGAGAACUUAAGCUGAAUUAAGCUAAUUACACUUUUGAGAUGGAUGAUGAUGAAUAUCUCAAGUAGAAUACUGAAUUUUUACAAAAAUUAUAUACUGACCUUAAAUUAAAUGAUAAUAUACUUAAUCAUAAAUCAAAUUUAAAUGAGGCAAAUAGUUAAUUUAAUAAAAUGAUGGAAUAAAGAAAGUAGUUCAUAAUUUAACAUACUUUGGCUGAAAUUUCUGAUAUCCAAAUGGUGGAAAUGCAAACACUUAUUCAAAAAGAAAACACUAAACUUCAAGAUUUUCUAUAACUUUAAAUUGAUAAAUAUUAAUUUUGUUAAAUUAAAUGCCAUGAAUGUUGUUUAUCAUGUAAGCAUUUUAAGAAUCAUAUUCAAUAUUCAGAAAAUUUGAGAAAUAUAAUUGAAAAUGAAAUUGAAUUGUUAGAAGAACAAUGUAAGAAUUCAAAAAUAAAAAGUCAAGAAGAAGAAGAGAUGAUUCGUAAUAGUCUAAUCAGGAUUGAAAAAAAUAUUGAAGAAAUUGAAAAUACUUUAAAAUAAAUCAAUAAUUUAAUUAAAUAUUCAACUAUAACAGAUUUAUAAUCCUCAUUAAUUAUUUAACUUAAAAAUGGCAAUUAUUUUAAAGUUGAAAGUUUUGAAGUGAAUGGUAUAAAAUUAAUUUCAGAAAAUGGCAUUAAAUAAAUAACAAAAGAUAUCGAGGGUAUUUAUUAAGAAUAUGACAAUAUUAAAAGAUAAUUGUAAAGUUAGAACGAGCAGUAAGCUAAUAAUAAAAUUGAAAUUGAGAAUAAUUAAAAUUAAUAAUAAACUUUUUUGAGGGAUUCUGAGAAUAUUGAGAAUAAUAUUAAGAAAGUUAACAUAGCAAAAUAAUAAUUAUAAUAAAAGAUUGAAGCUUUAACUAACUAACAAAAUACUAUAAAAUACAAAAUAUAGUAAAUUUAAUCAGAAAUAGAUCAAAUAAAUCGAAAUUUAAAUGAAAAUGAACUUGUUUAGCAAGCUGAUAUUGAUGAAUACUAAAAUGAAAAGAAUCAAAUUUAAGAAGAGUUAAAUUAAUUAUAAACUAGAUUACUUUAAAACAAGACUGAAAGUAACUUUUUUGAAUAAAUGUCUUUAAGUGAAUUUAUCAAUUAUUUUAAUUCUUAAUUAGAUAAAAAGUAAGCACAUUCUUUAGAAUUAUACAAAAUAAAGGAUAGAAAAAAAGAAUUAUAGGCUUAGAAAGAUAAAUACCAAUAGAUGAUGGAAGAAAAAAAGUCAUUGCAAUAAAAAUCAAAAGUACUAAAUAGGAAAAAGAUUUAAGAAUUAGAAAGGGAGUUGUAAGAUUUUGACUUGUUGAAUUUGGAAAAAUAGGCUGAAUUCUGUUCUAAAGAGGAAUAGAUUUUGAUGAAAACAAUUUAUGAGGAUUUUUAUAAUUUAGAUUUGUAUAAUGAAUGUCAUGAAAAAGCUGAAGAAAAUGAGCUUUAAUUAGAAGAUUGUUUAAAAUAGAAUUAAUAAUUAGAAUUAAAAUAAAAUAAUGAUUAGCAAAUUAAUUAUUAAGAGAUUGAAAAUUUAAAUGAUAUAAAUUAAACUAAUGAAUCAAAGAUUGAACCUGAAUUUUCAUAGAACCAAUAAUCCAUUUAAGAACAAGAAAAUAAUAGUUGUAUAGAAGUAGAGAAAUAAUUAGAAAUUUCAGAACAAAUAUAAAACAAUGAUUAGUAAGUAAAUACUAAUAAGAUUGAAAAUUUAAAUGAUAUAAAUUAAACUAAUGAAUCAAAGAUUGAACCUGAAUUUUCAUAGAACCAAUAAUCCAUUUAAGAACAAGAAAAUAAUAGUUGUAUAGAAGUAGAGAAAUAAUUAGAAAUUUCAGAACAAAUAUAAAACAAUGAUUAGUAAGUAAAUACUAAUAAGAUUGAAAAUUUAAAUGAUAUAAAUUAAACUAAUGAAUCAAAGAUUGAACCUGAAUUUUCAUAGAACCAAUAAUCCAUUUAAGAACAAGAAAAUAAUAGUUGUAUAGAAGUAGAGAAAUAAUUAGAAAUUUCAGAACAAAUAUAAAACAAUGAUUAGUAAGUAAAUACUAAUAAGAUUGAAAAUUUAAAUGAUAUAAAUUAAACUAAUGAAUCAAAGAUUGAACCUGAAUUUUCAUAGAACCAAUAAUCCAUUUAAGAACAAGAAAAUAAUAGUUGUAUAGAAGUAGAGAAAUAAUUAGAAAUUUCAGAACAAAUAUAAAACAAUGAUUAGUAAGUAAAUACUAAUAAGAUUGAAAAUUUAAAUGAUAUAAAUUAAACUAAUGAAUCAAAGAUUGAACCUGAAUUUUCAUAGAACCAAUAAUCCAUUUAAGAACAAGAAAAUAAUAGUUGUAUAGAAGUAGAGAAAUAAUUAGAAAUUUCAGAACAAAUAUAAAACAAUGAUUAGUAAGUAAAUACUAAUAAGAUUGAAAAUUUAAAUGAUAUAAAUUAAACUAAUGAAUCAAAGAUUGAACCUGAAUUUUCAUAGAACCAAUAAUCCAUUUAAGAACAAGAAAAUAAUAGUUGUAUAGAAGUAGAGAAAUAAUUAGAAAUUUCAGAACAAAUAUAAAACAAUGAUUAGUAAGUAAAUACUAAUAAGAUUGAAAAUUUAAAUGAUAUAAAUUAAACUAAUGAAUCAAAGAUUGAACCUGAAUUUUCAUAGAACCAAUAAUCCAUUUAAGAACAAGAAAAUAAUAGUUGUAUAGAAGUAGAGAAAUAAUUAGAAAUUUCAGAACAAAUAUAAAACAAUGAUUAGUAAGUAAAUACUAAUAAGAUUGAAAAUUUAAAUGAUAUAAAUUAAACUAAUGAAUCAAAGAUUGAACCUGAAUUUUCAUAGACCCAAUAAUAGCAGAAAGAAUAAGAAAUUAAAGGUCUUAAAAUAAAAUCUAUGUUCUUAUUGUUAAAAAAACAAGAAUUUGAAGAAUACUAACUUGAAAUUUAGGAGCUAUCAAAUAGCUAUUAGGAUUUAAAUUAAAAGAUAGAAAAAUUUUAAACAAUAAUUUAAAAAUAAUAAACUCUACUUAAAUUAGCAAAUUAAUAAAAUUUAUUUCAGAGCGAAAAAAAUGCUGUUGAUAGUUAAACUUAAGAUUUAAAUUCCCAAUUAAGAAAUUUAGAAGAAGAAGUAAACAUUUUAAGAAAGCGUCUAAUUGAAAUUUAGUCAUAAUUAGAUAGCCUUUAAAUAAGAAAAUCAAACUUUAUGGAUGAAAAUAAUAAAAUAGUUUAAUAAAUUGAAAUACAGAAUGAAAAAAUAAUACGGCUUAAAAAUUCAGAGAAAUUGUUGAAGGAAAUAUGGAAGACAGGAUAAGAACAAAUACCACUUUAUUCUUAACUUAAAGAUUGGAAAGAAAUUAAUAAAUUUUCAAAAUUUUCGCUUCAGGAUUUAUAAAAAGAAAAAUUAAAUAUUGAAAAACAAAGAGACAACUUUGUCACUGAAUUAUAAGAAAAAUUAAAUAGUCUUGAAAUAUUUAAUAAAGUUGGAACAGAUGCAGUUAGGUUAAAGAAAUUAUAAUGUAAACUUUAAGAAUUGAACAGUCUAAAUCUAAAUAACCAUUCAUGCUAGAGAGUGAAUCAUAAAUGUGAUUAGAUUUGCAAAGUAUGUCCUGAUAAAAUAUGUGAUAAAGAGGCUGGUCAUAGUGAGUUCCAAGAGCAUUUAUGUUCAUUAAAACAACAUAAAUGCAAUCAUAUAUGUGAAAUACCUGAAUGCAAAUAAAGUUGUAGCCUGCUUUUCGAUCAUCCUAAGUAGCAUAAUUGUGCUGGUGAACAUCCAUGCAAACAAAAUUGUUAGUUUUGUAGCAAAAAAUGUAAAUCAGAUAGGUCGAUGUUUCAUUAAAAUCACUAAUGCGAAGAUAUUUAUUGCACUGAAACUUGUAUGUUGUGCAACAAGAAAUGUAAUUAAAAUCAUAGCCAUUCCUAAUUAUGCUCUACUUUUUGCAAGAAAUAGCAUGAACAUUCAAAGCAAAAGUCAAAUCAUCUAUGCGGUGAAUAGCACGAGUGUAAAUAAUUGUGUUAGGAUAAAGGAGUCUGCUAAAUUAUAUAUUGCCAAUAAGAAAGAACUUGGUAAUCUAAGUUUAAAUAUAUUUAAUAUGUUCCUGAGGCACAUGAGAAAAAAAAAUGUUGUUUAAUUAUCAAACCAGGGGAGCUUGAACAUGAAAAAAAUCAUACUUGCAUGAUUGAAACGGAGAAAUAAUUCCAUAUUUGUGAUUAACGAUGUCCUGAGUGUAAUAAAUUUUGUGAAAAAAAAUACAAUCAUCCUGGGAUUCAUUCAACACAAAUUCAUAUAAAUAAAGAAAAUUAAGUGUUUACAGCAAAAGAAGGUUAGUUGGGGAAAAUAGAAAUUAAAGAUUCUAAUGUAACAUUAAGAUAAUAUUAAGUUGGAGAUAAAUCCACACCAGAAACUUGUGAUCAAAGUUGUAAAAGAAAUGGAAGAAGUCAUUAUCAUUUAGUUGAAUGUAAAGGUGGAAGCGAAUGUUUAGGAAAAAAAUCGGAUAUUAAAGCAAGACACUCAGACGAAAAAUAUCAAGGAUUUAAUCAUUUAAAUUUUGAUGAAGUAUUAUGUCUUGACUAUUGGAACCUGAAAAAAUGGGGCCAUCCAAUUCCCAAUGAGAUUUCUAAUAUAAGUUAAUGUAAUUAUUACUGCCCAUUAUGUAAAAAAAUAAAUGGGGAAAAUUCGUUUUGCUUAAAAGAAGCUUGGCAUACUUAAGAUAACAAAAUUAGUUCUCAUAGCUUUCAUUGUGCAUAAAUGCAUAAAGAACAAACUAUAAGUGGGAUUAAAAUAGCCUUUGUGAUUGAUACUACAGGAUCGAUGGGAUCAUAUAUAAACAACUGCAAAGAGAUUAUCAAAUCAAUAAUUUAGAAGGCAAAAAGCCAUAAAACAAUCGACAACAGUGAGAUUGAAAUGAAAUUUGCAAUAGUUUCUUAUAAAGAUCAUGAUCCUCCGUAUAAUUAGGAGUAGAAUGUAGUUGAAAUGUGUGAUUUCACUUCUGAGAAUGAUGCUAUUAAAUUCUUAAAUAAUUUAACAGCAAGUGGGGGAGGUGAUACACCUGAGGCUGUUUUGGAUGGUUUAUAUUCAUCUUCUAAAUUAAAUUGGAGUGGAAAUUUUUAAAAUUUAUUAUACUUAAUUGCUGAUGCACCUCCUCAUGGAAAAGAAUAUCAUGAAUUUACUGAUUCUUUUCCAGAAGGCUGUCCUUGCAAAAAAUAGUAAAAUGAAAUUUUUACUCAUCUUAAAAAUGCAAAAAUUUAAUUUAAAAUUAUGAAAUUAAAUCAAUCGAUUGAAGGAAUGAUUACUAAAUUUAAAUAAAAUUAUCCAGAAUUAUCUAUUAUCGCUCCGGAUAGUAAAGAUGAUGUAAAAUUUUAAAAUUUAAUUGUUGGCGAUGUGUGUGAUUAUUUGACCCACAAUGAAAUAACAUAUUAAAUGGCAUGAAA